Talpa occidentalis (Iberian mole) is the source of this 3523-nucleotide messenger RNA. It is a transcript of the gene GPR176, whose product is annotated as G protein-coupled receptor 176. The record is from RefSeq and is a predicted model, not a curated record. NCBI's taxonomy places the organism in Eukaryota, Metazoa, Chordata, Mammalia, Eulipotyphla, Talpidae. Gene Ontology annotation, cellular component: plasma membrane. Gene Ontology annotation, biological process: G protein-coupled receptor signaling pathway. The transcript has 3 exons. Gene Ontology annotation, molecular function: G protein-coupled receptor activity. The coding region runs from base 14 to 1561 and encodes 515 amino acids.
UCCCGGCCUCGCCAUGGGGCACAACGGCAGCUGGAUCGCCCGCAACGCCAGCGAGCCGCGCAACGCGUCGGGCGCCGAGGCGGCGGGUGCCAACCGGAGCGCGCUGGGGGCGCUCGGCGAGGCGCAGCUGUACCGCCAGUUCACCACCACCGUGCAGGUCGUCAUCUUCAUAGGCUCGCUGCUCGGAAACUUCAUGGUGUUAUGGUCAACUUGCCGCACAACCGUAUUCAAAUCUGUCACCAACAGGUUCAUUCAAAACCUGGCCUGCUCGGGGAUUUGUGCCAGCUUGGUCUGUGUGCCCUUCGACAUCAUCCUCAGCACCAGUCCUCACUGUUGCUGGUGGAUCUACACCAUGCUCUUCUGCAAGGUUGUCAAAUUUUUGCACAAAGUCUUCUGCUCUGUGACGAUCCUCAGUUUUCCUGCCAUUGCCUUGGACAGGUAUUACUCAGUCCUGUAUCCCCUGGAGAGAAAACUAUCAGAUGCCAAGUCCCGCGAACUGGUGAUGUACAUCUGGGCUCAUGCAGUGGUGGCCAGCAUCCCUGUGUUUGCUGUGACCAAUGUGGCCGAUAUCUACGCCAUGUCGACCUGUACCGAAGUCUGGAGCAACUCAAUGGGCCACCUGGUGUACGUCCUGGUCUAUAACAUCACGACGGUCAUUGUGCCUGUGGCUGUAGUGUUCCUCUUCUUGAUACUGAUCCGACGGGCCCUGAGUGCUAGCCAGAAGAAGAAGGUCAUCAUUGCAGCGCUUCGGACCCCACAGAACACCAUCUCCAUCCCCUAUGCCUCCCAGCGGGAGGCAGAACUGCAUGCCACCCUGCUGUCCAUGGUGAUGGUCUUCAUCUUCUGUAGUGUGCCCUACGUCACCCUCGUCAUCUACCAGACCGUACUCAAUGUCCCUGAUACUUCUGUCUUCUUGCUGCUCACUGCCAUUUGGUUGCCCAAAGUGUCUUUGCUGGCAAAUCCUGUGCUCUUUCUUACUGUCAACAAAUCUGUCCGCAAGUGCUUGGUAGGAACCUUGGUACAACUGCACCACCGGUACAGUCGCCGGAAUGUGGUUAGUACAGGGACUGGGAUGGCUGAUGCCAGCCUGGAGCCCAGCAUGCGCUCAGGCAGCCAGCUCCUGGAGAUGUUCCACAUUGGGCAGCAGCAGAUCUUUAAGCCCACAGAGGAUGAGGAAGAGAGUGAAGCCAAAUAUAUGGGCUCAGCUGACCUCAGGGCCAAGGAGAUAUUGACCACCUGCCUGGAGGGUGAGCAGGGGCCACAGUUUGCAUCCCCUGCAUCACCCCCUGGCACAGUGGACUCUAUAUCCCAGGGGGUGCCAGCAGCCCCGGUGGAGCCUGAGACAUUCCCUGACAAGUAUUCCCUGCAGUUUGGCUUUGGGCCUUUUGAGUUGCCUCCUCAGUGGCUCUCGGAGACCCGGAACAGCAAGAAGCGGCUGCUUCCCCCCUUGGGGAACACCCCAGAAGAGCUGAUCCAGACAAAGAUGCCCAAGGUAGGCAGGGUUGAGCGGAAGAUGAGCAGGAACAAUAAAGUGAGUAUUUUUCCAAAGGUGGAUUCCUAGCAGGGGUUGUAGAUUCCUGGAAGAAACAGGGAGAUCCCACACUCCUGCUCCCUUUUACUCUGGCCCAAUGAUUCCUGUGAGAUCAUUGCAGCCCAGAAUGGGUUGACUCCUCCCAUGUGGACCAUAUGCUUUGGAAUGAAAGGGAAAUCAUAGAAAGCCAAAUGUCCUCUUUACCGAGGGAAUAUAUGUAUUUAUCUCAACGACUGAUGUCCUUUGUGAAGUCUACCCCUCUCUCUGCGGAGGGGAAAGUUGGGCAGUGGGAACGGGCCCCAGAAUGGAUACUCUAUGUGAGCUCCCAGGUCCCUGGGCCCAGCAGAAACAACACAGAGAGAAGAGGGCCCAUGAGCUCCAAGGGAGCAGGGACCCUUGAAGGGGAGCCUGAGAUGAUGACGAAGUGCUGUUGCCAAAAGGAAAACACCCAUUUGACAGACUGAAUUAUGAUGGAAAGUGAAUUUUUUAUGUUGAUCUCUGCCUUCAGAGAAGUAGGGACUUGGCAUUUGAUAUCGUCUCUUGAAGGACCAUCAGAUGGUCACAGUUGCUACUGAUGUCUUUCAUCCCUUUCACUGGGUCAUAGAUAGGAAAUGACUAUCCUACUUCCAGUUGACAGGGCGGUGGAUAUGCUUGGGGGUUAGGGAGAUAGUUUGUCUUGAAAUUCUGACAUUUGUUGGGAUCACCGAGGCCUUGGAGAUGUCCCCUGGUCACAGUGGGUGUCAGCUGGAAAGCAUUGCAAACUCUUCAUUAUUCCUUCCCUCUUAAGCUGUGUUUUACCCGCAAAUGAGAGAGAAACUUAAGUGUGGAGAAGACAGAUAUGUCCAGGUACUGUGGACUUUACUCUUCCCAUGUGAUCUCACACAUCAAGCAAAAAUUCUUGAUUAGGAAAGAUGAUUCUGCUCCAAAGACUGGAAAAAGUCUGACCAAGAUGGUUCCCUUCUCAGGAGAACUGCAGAAUUGAGGCGUGGCCAGUUUCAUUCCCUAUUUGUACCACUGUGGCUCUCCCUUCAUUUUGGGCACAAUGGAGAAACAGAACAGGGAGAAAGACUUUCUCAUAAUAAAAUGUCAAGGCAACACCUAGCCCAGGUGAAUUCACUACUUUCUCCUUCCUAGUGAAGUUUAGCAGAAUCCAAAGACAAAAGAGGGAGCACAGAGUCCUCCACAGAUUAGUUCCUUGGUGGUUCUCACAAGUAACUUGAAUCCAGUUGGGGGUGGAUUUCACCAGGCUAAAGUCAAACUACAGAGGACACUUCACUUUGAACGAAGGCAAAUCAAGUGUCUUCUCUCUAAAGUGGUUUGUGCUUGUUAAUAGUGCAGAGGGGAGCUCAUCCAGGGCCAGGAGCAAGCCUGAAGGGAAGCGGGCAUGCUCGCAGGCACACUUCUGCAAGCCAAGGGCAGUGGGCCUCACGCAUCCCCUGUUGGAACCACAUUGGCCCUUUUCAUUCAGGAGACUCAGACCCUGUGUAGGGAGUUCCUUUUUUCCUUCUCCUGGGUGUGGUGUCUUGUGAUUCCUGAGUGUGAACCCAAAGGCCUUUUCCCUGCAGAGGGAGCGCCUUCCUCUUCGUGCUUUGUUUCCUGGCAGAGUUGUGUGCUCACAGCAAAAACAGGGGACGUGCCCUCAAGGCAGCCCUGCCUCCUGCGUGUUUUGCGCAUGCCAUUGUAGCUCCUGAUAGUUCACAUGUGGGCUUCUAGCUGAUUUCAAAACUUUCACCGUUGUCACAGCUCUCAUCAAGGGAAACAUAAUCUGUCAGAAAAUCACAUCCACUUAGGAGAAUCUGUCCAAUGUAACCUCUUUGGUGUCGUUCUGUUAAUAUGUAUGUACAACUUAAUACAUUCUGAUGAGGCAGAAUUUGGUAGGUAUUCCCUAUGUAUGUUUGAAGCAGAUGGCUGACUUCUAACAGGUCAUUGUCAGGUGUAUUCCUAUACUCUGAAGAACUACAUUUUAAUAAAAAAUUGAAAAGCAGUUUCUGU